AGUAGUGUACUGUAGAACCAUUGCAGUGCAGCCAUUGAACUAGAAUUAAGCUAAAAAUGCAAGUAAUGUCAAGGUUUCGCCUCUUCAAUUUCCAUCUCUUCUCCACUCUCCCUCAAUCUACCAAAUUCCUUUCUUCAUUUCCCAAAAUCCCUUUAUCUCAAAAUUCAUACCCAAAAAAUCCCCAUUUUUCUAUUCAUGCCUUUACUUCAAAAACCUUUAAAUCUUCAGCUACAACUUCAGAAUCAGCAGCUUCAAUAUUAGCAAAGAAAGUAUUAUUCAUGGCUCCAGGAGUUGAACCCGAAGAUAUAACCGAAGAUAUGAUUUUACCCGGAUCCAAUAUCGUUGUGGGGCCCUAUGCGGGGGACUCUAAAAUUAAAGAGGUGGCAUUUGUGAAGAGUAGUAAUAAGCCUAAGGAUUGUCCAAAAGAUGAGAAACCUGAAUUUGCUAUGUUGGGUCGGUCCAAUGUUGGAAAAUCAUCGCUUAUUAAUGCUUUGUGUAAGAAGAAAGAGGUUGCUCUUACUUCUAAGAAACCAGGGAAGACUCAGCUGAUUAAUCAUUUCUUGGUGAACAAGAGUUGGUACAUUGUGGAUUUGCCUGGUUAUGGUUUUGCUAAUGCUUCUGAAGCUGCCAGAAUGGAUUGGUCCUCCUUCACAAAAGGCUACUUUUUAAAUAGAGAUACCUUGGUUUCCGUUCUGCUUCUAAUUGAUGCUAGUGUACCCCCUCAGAAGAUUGACCUUGAUUGUGCUAAUUGGCUUGGACGCAAUAAGAUACCAAUAACUUUCGUUUUCACGAAGUGUGACAAAAUGAAGGGAGGGAAGGCAAAAAGGCCAGACGAGAAUAUUAGAGAUUUCCAAGAGUUGAUCAGGCAGAAUUAUCAGCAUCCACCUGCAUGGAUAAUGACUAGUAGUGUCUCUGGUUUGGGCAGGGAUGAGCUGCUUCUGCAUAUGUCUCAGCUGCGGAACUAUUGGAACAAUGAAUAGCCCGAGAAAAGCAUUAGCAGCAUUAUUUUGUGAGGAACUAACUGGGACAUAUGAAUCUGGUCAAGCCAAGGAUUAAUCCACAUUCAGAUCUUUUCCCAUCCCCAACAAUGAGUUUGGUUCGAGUCCCUAUACAUUUCCACUCAGGAAUUAAUAACCAUAUGGGGGAUUUUCAGGCUGUUAUAUCUAGGUUGGUGCAGGAGGGGCUACAAACCUAAGUUGCUCGGACUCGGGUGCGGGUAUCCGAUACGGGGACGGAUCCGAGUAUCGGAUUCGGCAAAAUCUAAAUUUUAAGAUUCGGGGGUGCGGAUCCGGAUAUGGAUACGGGUGCGGGGAUUUGGCUAAUAAAAAAUAGAGCUAUAAAAAUAUUGUAAAUUUUGAGAGAUAUUCUGUGAAAAACUUACAUGAAUAUUGUAGAAUUCAAUCUUUCAUUCUCCAAGAUGGAGAC
Messenger RNA from Nicotiana attenuata, 1425 nucleotides. Its product is annotated as GTP-binding protein At2g22870. NCBI's taxonomy places the organism in Eukaryota, Viridiplantae, Streptophyta, Magnoliopsida, Solanales, Solanaceae. The record is from RefSeq and is a predicted model, not a curated record. The transcript has 5 exons. Gene Ontology annotation, molecular function: GTP binding. The coding region runs from base 57 to 980 and encodes 307 amino acids.